Messenger RNA from Monascus purpureus, 545 nucleotides. NCBI's taxonomy places the organism in Eukaryota, Fungi, Ascomycota, Eurotiomycetes, Eurotiales, Aspergillaceae. The record is from the annotation of a GenBank genome assembly.
CAAGAGCAUCCCAUCCCUCGCAUCUGCUGGACGAGUCCUUGUCCUAUUCGACUUCCACCAUGUCCAAGCCUCCUACUCUCCGUCCGCAAUCCCUACAAGCCAGACUAACGGAUCUCCUUAGCCGCUGGCCCUCUGAUCCCGUUCGUCCUGCAUCAGUCUCUGUCCGAUACUUCCUCGAAUCCCGUAUUUCAGAGAUCUCAAAGGCCCAGCAACCACAACAACAGCCCAACAAACCGCAAGCUGCUGCUCCUAUAUCCGAAUCAUCCGUCAACGCAUUAUCCUCGUUACUGGACGACCGCUACGCAAAACGAUAUCCCUUGUCGCCGAAGUUGCGAUUCCCCGCCAGUGAUCCCAAUUAUUACGAUAAUCUUGUUCGGGAAUUCGAGGAGGCGCCGGGACGGAAUUGGUUAGGGAGAGCCAAGAAGAGGUUGUCGGGGUUGUUUCGGUUCGAAUAGAUCUUGUUUUGGCUGGGGGGUUUUCUUUGCUGAUAUGGUUGAAUGGGGGUAAAAAUGACUCGGAGUUUCUUGCAGUUAUAUAGGGAAAAG